UAGCAAUACACAAUCAAUCUACGAUCAAUCCAUCUUCUUAUUUCAUCAUUAUGGACUGCAAAAACAUUUCGUAUUGGUUUAUAUCUUACCUUGCAAUCUUAACUCUUUUCUCCAAAGACUUGGUCUCCUCGUUUCCAUCAGGAAAUAAUUACAAUGGUUAUAAUAAUGGUCACGGAUACGGACUAACUAGCAAUCUCGACUAUCGAUUCUAUGAUCGCUCUUGUCCUCGUCUUCAGAUGAUUAUUAGGUCCGGAGUUUGGAGAGCUUUUAAAGAUGAUUCUAGAAUCGCUGCUUCUCUUCUCCGACUCCAUUUCCAUGAUUGUUUUGUCAAUGGAUGUGAUGGAUCUAUACUUCUGAAUGAUUCCGAGGAUUUCAAAGGAGAGAAAAACGCUCGGCCAAACCGAAACUCAGUCCGUGGCUUCGAAGUCAUUGAAGACAUUAAAUCUGAUAUCGAAAGUUCUUGUCCCUUAACUGUUUCAUGCGCGGACAUAGUUGCCCUUGCAGCAAGAGAAGCCGUCGUCGUCACCGGAGGGCCAUUUUGGCCGGUGCCUUUAGGGCGAAGGGACUCGUUAACGGCAAGUGAGCAAGCGGCGAAUACAAAUCUGCCAUCUCCGUUUGAGCCGUUGGAGAAUAUAACGGCCAAGUUUGUGACCCUUGGGCUCGACCUCAAGGAUGUUGUUGUCCUCUCAGGAGCACAUACUAUAGGAUUUGCUCAAUGUUUCGUAUUCAAGCACAGGCUCUUCAACUUCAAGGGCUCUGGACAGCCUGACCCAAACCUAGCUGCUUCUUCGUCUCUUCUCUCUAAGCUAAAAGACACAUGUCCUAAUGUGGACUCAUCGGACUCUAAGCUCGCUGCUCUUGAUGCAGCUAGCUCAGUCAAGUUUGACAAUGCUUACUACGUGAACUUAAUGAAUAACAUAGGACUGUUGGAUUCCGACCAAACCCUAAUGUCGGAUCCUACAGCCGCCGCCUUGGUUAAAUCGUACAGCGAGAAUCCGUAUUUGUUCUCGAGGGAUUUUGCAGUUUCAAUGGUUAAAAUGGGGAAUGUCGGCGUUAUGACCGGAAGUGAUGGAGUAAUUAGAGCAAAAUGUGGAUUUCCAGGUUAAGUUACAUACAUAGACUGUGUGAACGUAAAACACUCAAUCAUCUCUCUAUAACAUGCAUAUCUAGAAAUAAUCUAGCUUUUAAAUAUGAAUAAUAUAUACCAAAGUCCAUGAAUAAAAUAUGUAUAUAUAAAAUAUGGUGCAAAAUCAACCUUAUGUAAUCUACAUAUGGAAUUAUGGAUCACAGAGAGAAAAAAUACUUGGAGUUGUAUGUGUGUUUGUGUGUAAUGGAAUAUGUGUCUUUGCAUUUUUCUAGUA
This is a messenger RNA of Camelina sativa (false flax), 1361 nucleotides long. RefSeq names its product peroxidase 10. The record is from RefSeq and is a predicted model, not a curated record. Gene Ontology annotation, biological process: hydrogen peroxide catabolic process; response to oxidative stress. Gene Ontology annotation, molecular function: heme binding; peroxidase activity. NCBI's taxonomy places the organism in Eukaryota, Viridiplantae, Streptophyta, Magnoliopsida, Brassicales, Brassicaceae.